AUGGUGGCCAUGAAUAUGAGGGUUUUUUGCUAUCUUCUAAUAUUUUUCAUCUUGCAAUUAUAUGCUAAAGUCUCCAACGCAAACUUAAAUAGACAAGCUCCACUGACGGCAAAUAAUGGUGGUCUUGGAGCAAGCACUAGUACUCCAAUUGACAACAAGGCUAUUGAUAAUGUAAGCGAAAACCGAAAGACGUUGAAGCAUGGAACUGUGAACGUUGAGGGAAAUGAAAAGAAUGGUUUAGAGAUAGAGAGCAAAGAAACAGUGAGGAAAGAAAAGAACAUGACGAGACUCACCAAAACGGUGAGUUUAACGGCUGAUUAUAGUGCCCCUGGUCAUCAUCCUCCUAGGCAUAAUUAA
Eutrema salsugineum is the source of this 357-nucleotide messenger RNA. Its product is annotated as root meristem growth factor 1. NCBI's taxonomy places the organism in Eukaryota, Viridiplantae, Streptophyta, Magnoliopsida, Brassicales, Brassicaceae. The record is from RefSeq and is a predicted model, not a curated record. The transcript has 3 exons. Bases 1 to 357 code for a protein of 118 amino acids.